GACACAUCCGCCCUGCGGUGUGAAGGUUUUGAAUGCCUGCCUGACUCGUCGGUUGUAUGUACUGUGUCUCUGUGACCUGUAAUAAUCGCCGUUCAACGACCUCGCCACCGGCAACCCCUGAGCAGGGCUGUCUGCUGUGUAAAGCCGGCUCCCUCUGCGAAAUUUGCGCCAUGAAGCACGUGAGGGCCUUGGGUUUGAUGUGUUGUGGUAGAGGUUUUGGGGGGAGCCAGGGUCUGACUAGACACCUGUUAUUCCCGGCCCGCGCCCUUAGAGCUCCGGCCGCCUUCUCGCGCGCGCGCGCUUUCUGUCUCUCCACGUAUGCGAGGACUAUAACGUCGAAAAGAUAAUCAGGAACGAGGCUUUACAAGAAACACGUGCAUGCACCGCAAAACACGGCAACGAGCGGGUUAGGCCGCAACGGCAGGAGGGCAAAUACAGCACGUGCCUUUCUUGCACAAGGAGCUAACUUUAGAGGAUAACACCAUGCGUAGAACAGCAGCAGCGGUAACCCCAAACUCUAGCCUCUCUUGUAGCCCCCAUCCCCCAGCCUCAUGUUCCGUGCCCCUCCGCGACCUCUCUCUCUCUCUCUCUCUCUCUCUCACCAACUCGGCGCUUCCAGGAAUUCCGAGAUGAACUGCGAGAUCUGCCACUGGGGCCGGGCGGCAGCCUGCAACGUCUGUCGAACAUAGCGCAGUUCCUCUUCGACAGGGAAAAGCCAGAUCUCGUUUACCAGGGCCCGGUGAAGAAGAGCACCGGGAUUAUCAGCAACGUCCGGGGAAAAGUGUCCAAGCUCUUCGCUCCCCUCCAGGGUUCGGUCGGGGGCUCCACAACCACCGGGACGGACGACGAUUCCGAGAUGGGGGGUGGCGAUAGCGGCGGUAGCGGAAGGGGCAACAACGUCAGAUGGAAGAAGGGAAAAAAGAAAGGCGGGACCGGUUCCGAAGACGGCACCGUUUCCAGCGCCAGCGACGACGACGACGACGACGAAAAGCGGGCGAACCGGGAGUACCACGUGGGGAAGCUGGGGGGCAGCCUCUCUUCCUCGCGCUCGUCCAACUCUAGCGCCACGACGGCGAGCAAUUCGAGUAUGUCCACAACGUCGUCGGGGAGAGGCGGCAGUAGUAGCUUCUCUACGGGAGAGGGUGGCAGCAGCAACACCGGCAGCAACACAAGCAUCGGCAGGGCAGGGCGGGGUGGAAGCACGGAUCGAUCGGGCGGGAGCGUGGGGUCCUCGACAACGACAAGCAGCGGCGUUUCUACCACCGGGAGCGGCAGCUACUCCAGCUACUCCAGCAGCGGGAGCAGCACCACGACAAGAAGGAAGGCCACCGGAAAGCCGCCAUUAGGUAGUAGGAGGAACACGAACUUGGCCACGAAGGGUAAACCAAGAGUGUCGCCAGUGGGGUAACUCUUCACACAAUAUUUUGCUAUUAUUUGCACCAACAGUUUUUGGUGCGAUACACGCGGGGGGGGAUAUUGUUCGAUCGAUGAUAGGCCUGAGAUAACGUAUCGUAUGCAUAUGUGCGAAGAUGUUUUUUGCCGUUUAGUUUGCCACCCCUCGGGCGCGCGCUGCCCACGUCGCUGGGAGGUUGUCGUAGUUGGCCUGUAGGACUAUUGUAGCGAGGAUGCUCAUUGCAGUCGGGAACAGACAAAAACUUAGAAGUGAGGAGGAGAUGAGACGGCGGUUAAUGAUUGGAUCAAGGUCAUUCCUUCGUUGUCUAUAUCCGACAACCAUCUAUCGAGACUAUGUGGCCUAGACUACUGAUAUUAUGUAGGCCUAGACAUGUGUGUUGUUUGUGGGCCUACAUGUAUGUGUGCUGUACACGAUUUGUGUACUGUAGACAUAUUUGUAGCCCAGAACUCGAGGUUUAUCAGCAACAGCUCAGUCAGAGUCACCCCUUUUGCUACUGG
This is a messenger RNA of Ectocarpus siliculosus, 1911 nucleotides long. The record is from the annotation of a GenBank genome assembly. Lineage: Eukaryota; Phaeophyceae; Ectocarpales; Ectocarpaceae.